AUGGGGUGUCUACACCUGCCCUUAGAAAAAAGAGGGUUAGAAAUAGAUGCUUAUGCAUUGGAUGUGCUAGAAAGCAAUUGGAGACACUUAAUUGUUCAGGAUUUGUCAAGUCAAGAUGUCAAAGCUAGUAGAGCCGUUAAAGUAAGCUCCAUAAACUAUAUCUUAUACUACAACAACCUGUACAAGGUAGAAGCAUAUGGACUCCUAUUAGAUUGUUUGGGGCUUAAGGAGGCUAGAACAAAACUAGCUAAAGUUCAUGAGGGCAUUUAUGGUGCUCAUCAGUUUAAUGUUCCCCAGACUAUCAUUGUUGAUAAUGGGAUAGCAUUUGAAGGUGGUUUAGUGAGAACUUUUUCUGGAAAAUUUGGCAUAAGUAUCAUUAAAUCCACUCCUUAUUAUACCCAAGCAAAUGGACAAGCAAAAUCAUCCAAUAAAACCAUCAAGAAAGGGAUUCAGAAGAUGACUUAA
Camellia sinensis is the source of this 465-nucleotide messenger RNA. NCBI's taxonomy places the organism in Eukaryota, Viridiplantae, Streptophyta, Magnoliopsida, Ericales, Theaceae. The record is from RefSeq and is a predicted model, not a curated record.